This is a messenger RNA of Doryrhamphus excisus (bluestripe pipefish), 1592 nucleotides long. The record is from RefSeq and is a predicted model, not a curated record. NCBI's taxonomy places the organism in Eukaryota, Metazoa, Chordata, Actinopteri, Syngnathiformes, Syngnathidae.
CAGAACAAACCAACUUCUCACACAGGUGGAUGGUGCUGCCAAGGGAGAACGCGUGCUGCAGCUUUUAAUCCAGCAGAGGACGCUGUCUCACAAGUCUUUGUUAUAGGCCUUCCUCCCUCCGCUGGAGCAAGAUACAUCCAUGUUGAUGACAACCCUUAGGGGGCGGCACAAAUGUCCUGGUCAUGCAGGUGAUACAAUGGAGACUGGGUCUGAUUGACAGGCGGUGGAAGAUGACACCACAGGUGGAUGCGCUUCCUGCACACACGAUUGCACCAGGAGACCAGGAGACGAGGGCGCCCGUGUGCUGGUGAGAAGCUCAUUAGAAACGCUCAAAAGAAUUUCGACUCUCAUCCUCAAGCAUAAUUCCUGACCCGUCACCAGAAAAACGACAUGGCGUACAGAGGCAGCGUUCGACCUUUUGUCAACUUCAACGGCAAACAAGACGCCGAGCUUCUCCACAAAGCCAUGAAGGGACUCGGGACAGAUGAAGACGCCAUCCUCAUGCUGCUGGCGGCGCGCAGCAACGAUCAACGGCAGCAAAUAAAGGCGGCGUACAAACAGGCCUACGGAAAGGAUCUGCUCAGUGCUCUCAAGUCCGAACUUGGGGGUCUCUUUGAGAGUCUCAUCGUGGCCUUGAUGACCACGCCCGUCCUGUAUGAUGCUACCUUACUGCACAAGGCCAUCAAGGGCGUCGGCACUGAUGACGAUGUGCUGAUUGAGAUCUUGGCCUCUAGGAGCGGCCGGCACAUUAGAGACGUCGUUAACGUCUACAAGAAAGAGUUUGGCAACAAGCUGGAGAAAGACAUCUGCAGCGACACCUCGGGACACUAUCAGAAGCUUCUGGUGAUCCUCCUGCAGGGGAGCAGGGAGGAAGGAGUCGACGAGGCAAAGAUCGAGAAAGAUGCAAAGGACUUAUACGCAGCAGGCGAAGGCAAAUUUGGCACAGAUGAGGAGAAAUUCAUCACAAUCCUCGGCAACAGGAGCGCAGAACAUCUCCGAAAAGUGUUUGAGGCCUACAAGAAGCUGUGCGGCUCCGACAUCGAGGACAGCAUUGAGGGCGAGACCACUGGGAAUCUGGAGAACUUGCUGCUAGCCGUCGUGAAAUGCACCAGGAGCGUGCCAGCUUUUUUUGCCGAGUCGCUGUACAGAUCAAUGAGGCGUGCCGGGACAGAUGACGACACCCUGAUGAGGAUCAUGGUGUCCAGGAGCGAGGUGGACAUGUUGGACAUCAAGGCGUGUUUCAAGGAGACAUACGGAACCUCACUUUACACCACCAUCCAGGUAGGCUUCUAUUUCUGUAUUUAUAGACCCCGCCCCCUUCCCCAGCGGCACUCCGAAACACAUUUAAAGCUUUAAACGUGGUCUUGAUGGUCCAAAUUUCGCAAACAAGCUUCAGCUCCAUACAUUACGUUUAGCUAUCAAUGCAGGAACUAGUCUGGCUGGGCGUCAAAGAAACAGAAAGUGAAAAGUGAUCAACAGAAUAUUAAUAUUUCACGUCUAAAUCAGUCCCAGUCUGGCACAUGGCUUUUAAAUAUGCCAUACGGUGUCGUCCAUAUGUCCAUAUAAGUAGAAUAAUGACACGUAAACAUUCC